Messenger RNA from Melanotaenia boesemani (Boeseman's rainbowfish), 5937 nucleotides. It is a transcript of the gene gatad2b, whose product is annotated as GATA zinc finger domain containing 2B. Lineage: Eukaryota; Metazoa; Chordata; Actinopteri; Atheriniformes; Melanotaeniidae. The record is from RefSeq and is a predicted model, not a curated record. The transcript is spliced from 11 exons. The coding region runs from base 134 to 2086 and encodes 650 amino acids. Gene Ontology annotation, molecular function: sequence-specific DNA binding. Gene Ontology annotation, biological process: negative regulation of transcription by RNA polymerase II. Gene Ontology annotation, cellular component: NuRD complex.
GUGCGGAGGCCCAAUCAGCGGCUCAGAGCUGGCUGCCGGUGCCGGGGACUGGUGGUGAGAAUCCGCUGCAGCGUCAGGAGGACCGGACCGUGAACCCGGAGACGGUACACACUGAGGCGAAAGCGGACACAGGAUGGAGCGGAUGUCUGAUGAGGCAUUGAGGCUAAACCUGUUGAAGCGAGGCCUCGAGUCACCCAGCGAGCGAGAGGAGGCGCUGGCCAAGCGCCUGAAGAUGGAGGGUCACGAAGCCAUGGAGCGCCUCAAGAUGCUGGCUCUUCUUAAACGCAAAGACUUGGCUGACCUAGCAGCCCUGGAGGUCCCAGGGGCCCUGGGAGAUGUGAAGGGCCCUGGAGCAAGCACUAUUCACCACCAGAGCCUAAUGGGUGCAGCUUACGAGGAGAAGCUGAACGGAAGUCUGCGGUUUGGAAGUCACAGUAGUCAUGUCGGAACAAGUAAGAAUGGGAAGGAGAACAUCAUGGAUGAGCCUGUGGACAUGAGCGCUGGGAGAAGAUGCGAGGUCGAGCAUGACAGACAGACUCCAUCCCCCGAUGUCAUCAUCCUGUCGGACAAUGAGGCGUCCAGUCCCAGAACGACACCACGGCCUGAGGAGCGCAUGCACCAGGCCAACCUGGACAUGUUCAAGGGUAAGACGGGGGAGGAGCGGCACCAGAUGAUCAAAGCUCUGAGAGAAGAGCUUCGUCUGGAGGAGGCUCGCCUCGUCCUGCUCAAGAAGCUCCGACAGAGUCAGAUGCAGAAGGAGAAUGUGGUGCAGAAGGUUCCGGUGGUCCAGAGCUCCUCUUCCUCUGUCCAGCCUCCUGCCAUCCACUCUGGCCUGGGGAAGCUACCCGUGAGGCCUGGUCUACACAACCCUGAGCCUCAGAACCUCCGCACAGCACAGGGUCAUACAGUCAUCCGGUCAGCCAACACCAACCUGCCACCCAUGCUGAUGUCUCAGAGAGUAAUAGCCCCCAACCCUUCCCAGCUGCAGGCACAGAGGGUCUCCUCAAAACCCGGGAUGUCUCGUUCCGGCUCCAGCAGCAUGGCCAACGCUGUCGGCUUCCAGCAGGCCAGCCAGCAGGCAGCAGCAUCCCAGCGUUCUGGCUCCAGCGCCAUGUACAUGAACCUGGCUCACAUGCAGGCAGCAGCAGCCGUGGGGGCUGGCGGCGUGGCCGGCGGUCUGGGCGGAGCUUCUGCUGUCAGCCCGUCCACCUUGGCAGGCUCGGCUGCCGGAGGAGUGAGCUCCAUGGCUGACCAGGCCAGCAGCCAGGCGGCAGCGAAGCUGGCCCUGAGGAAGCAGCUGGAGAAAACCUUGCUGGAGAUCCCUCCACCUAAACCUCCAGCUCCUCUCCUCCAUUUCCUUCCCUCUGCUGCAAACAGCGAGUUCAUCUACAUGGUGGGGCUGGAGGAGGUGGUGCAGAGUGUCCUGGACAGUCAAGGUAAACUCCGAGGGACUCUGGCCCGUAUGGAGCCCUUUUUCUGUGCCCAGUGCCGAACUGACUUCACUCCUCACUGGAAGCAGGAGAAGAGUGGACGGAUCCUCUGUGAGCAGUGUAUGACGUCCAAUCAGAAGAAGGCUCUGAAGGCGGAGCAUACCAACCGUCUGAAGAACGCCUUUGUGAAGGCUCUUCAGCAGGAGCAGGAGAUCGAACAGAGACUGCAGCAGCAGGCAGCUCUCUCCCCCAGCUCCGCUCCCACGGCCUCCAGUGUCUCCAAGACCGACUCCAUGAUUCGCCAGCACGCUUUGCGCCAGGCUCCUCAGCCUCAGGCCUCUUUGCAGCGAAGUCUGUCAAACUCUGCAAGAGGCGUCCUGUCCAACUUUGCCCAGGCCUCCCAACUGUCAGUGGCCAGCAGCCUCAUGGGAAUGACAAGCGUCAAACACUGUGGCAGCAGCGGAGGCAGCAGCAACCGUCUGCAGCACGACAGCCGCCGUCAAAUUUACAACAUCCCAGGGUUGAACAUCGCCUAUCUGAACCCGGCAGCAGUUGGAGCCCAUAAAUCCUCCAGCCUAGCGGACCGGCAGAGAGAGUACCUGUUGGACAUGAUUCCACCCCGAUCCAUAUCGCAGUCCAUCACCGGACAGAAAUGAGCCCCUCCUGCCAGUCAGAGGCCCCCUCCUUUCUGUUUGUCUACUUCCCCAUUCGGAGGCGUUCCCAGAUCAACCAGUAUUUCCAUCCAACUAUCCCAUCGCAUGCAGUGCCUGUCCGUGUGCCUACCUUAAAUCGACCCAUGAGAACCUAACAAGUUGGACAAAGACAGAACUGUCAAUGCAUCUCAGUUGUUCUUAUCGUAGAAUUCCUCUUCUUCUGUAACUCCCUUUAUCACUGGUGGUCGCACUAUUAUACCUGCAGCUACCAUUUUUCUCCAGGUAGUAUUACCCAUGAUUCUUUGUUCUUUUCUGUAUUUGUUACAUGGUUCAGUCUUUUCCUUUGAGUGGAGACAGUGAACCAUUGUAAGGUUAUGAAGGUCAUUUACAUUAUCUCCACUCCGUUCCAAAGCUUAGCUAUAACUGAUGCUAACAGCAGAAGAUCAACAGGGUGCACUCUGGUUGCUAUGCAACAUAAAGUUUAACAGCUCUAAGCUUUGCAAGUAUUAGUUUGCUCAUUUAGAUUUGUCAAAGUGGGAAAUCCCAGCAGGAACAAGAACAGAUGAUGUUCAGCUCUGAAAGACGCUGCGAUCUGGAUCCAUUUCCAUCACACUGAUCCAGACGUCUGAUCCGGUCUGGAGUGGACCCUGAGGAGACCUCCGGCUCCCCAGCUGAAGACGUCCUGUUCUCCAUCCACACAUUUUCAUUGCUUCAUUUAAGACAUCUGUUCCAGAUUACCUGACAGGUGUGUGCGGGACAUCGGGACAGGUUGUCGCACCUCCAGCUCCGUCCAGACGAGGCUGAUGGAGCAUGAAGUCCAUGAGAUGUUUCCUGCUCCGUGUUUGUGGAGGAAGCCGGCAGGUUUCUCUCUGAACCGUCGGAUAUUCAGGAUGCACACCUGAAGCCGUCUUUCCCAGCAGCCCUCUGGGCGUUAGGUGUUCUUUGAGACAGUGUACAGAAUAUAAUCCCAAUCUAGAUCAAGACCAGAACUCAGAAUCUGGAUCUGCGUUCUGAAGUUUGGUUUAUUGAUUGGUCCUUUUAUUUUUAUUAUUAUUGUUAUUCUUAUUAUUUCUUUUUGUUGUUGUUUUUUGGGCAGCGUCUCCUGAUGAAUUGGUGGCACACCUGAGAGGUUUCAGCCCCUGGAGACGAUAAUCAUCGACAUAGAGCAGAAACUUUGGAUUAUGUACAGAUUCCGAGCUUCAGAGAGGAAAGGUUUGGAUUUUUUAUGGAAGAGACUUGGAUCAAUCAUUGUGUGCUUGCUACGCACACACGUUGCCUCACUACAGCAGAGCACUUUUCAUAUUUCCAGUGGGAAAUUUUUAUUUGUAUUUCGGUGUUUUGGUAAAGAGAAGAGGAAUGUUGGGACUGGAAAUGUUUGGAUUCUGGCUGAUGAUGUGUUUCAGAUGGCAUCAAAGAUGGUUUAGCUUUUUUAGUUUGAAGCAUGAUUUCAUUCAGAUGUGUUUGUGUUGGUCUCUGCGAACGUGUCAGCUUCCAAAUCCCACUGUGUGAUGAGACAGGUCCAAACUGGAUCCUGCUUGGAAAACUCAGCAAUGAUUCCAGGUUCCAGGAUUAGUGUGUCAUGUUGUUUUAGCGCACACACCCUGUCGAGAUCGGUGGAAGUCAGGGUUUCCUUCAUCCCAGUGAAGAUCUGUGUUUUCCAUAUUCCUCCUUUGUGACAGAAUCAUGGUACAAAGAAAAGUUCCGGCCUUCCCAACGGAGCGGAUGUUUGUUGGAACAGAUCAUUAAAGUUUGGAAAAUCAUGUUAAUCAUGAAGCUGGAAAACUGUCCCCGGUGGUUCGGGUAUGAACAACGGGAACGGUGGGAUGAAGAGCAGUCCGAACAAGCUAGAAAUGUGUGUGUGCUUCAGUCUCCUCAGAGAGAAACCGGAUCAGGGGAGUCUGUUUCGGCCACAUUGGGAUUUGAACUGACCGACAAGUUCUGAUCAUCUGAGAAUAUUUCUGUCUGAUAUGGAUUCAUGCAAAUUACCCAGGAAGGGUUUUCCAAGGUGGAGCUGGAAGUACGGCCCAUGUCAGCAUGCAGGUGGGUUUACACUCAGAACCAAAGCGGUGUCACGCGUGGUCUGACAUUAAGCCGGCAGCUGACGGUGUGUGAACGCCACAGUCUGUGUAUGUGUUCAUUAUUCAGACCAAUCUGACCCACUUGGCUUUGUCUCAGCAUUUGGAUCAGAACUUUAUCCCUGAAGAAACUUCAGCUGGGCUGUUAUCCAUCCGACUUCCUGUUAGUUCUGAGAUAUUUGGUCGAGUUUCAUGUUGACGUCAACAUAUGGCACAACAGGAUGACCCGGUCCAAAAAGCAAAAAAAAAACGGUCCAGGUUUCUCCGCUGUGUGAUCAGAGUCCAGGUUUCAGGACAGUUCAGCUGGUAGACUUUUGUUUGUUUGUUAGUCAGAUGCUGUGGUUCUGUUUGAGUAAAUCCAGACCUGCAUGUGACAUCACACCUGUACAUCCAGGAUAUCCUUGGUAUCCAGGACAUCCAGGAUAUCUUGGAUCAUCCAGGAUACCCAGGAGAAGACUAUCAGAGUAUUUAAACUCGGAUUCAGAGGUUUAAAUCUCCAGCUGAGGACAUUUUGUCUGUUGUAAAGAAAGUCACAGUUUUCCAUUUGAAACUGGGAAUAGUGCUCCGGGAUGUAUCCUGGAAAUAUUUCUUCAGUUUCUUUCUGCUGCCAGGUGGACGUUUGGAGAAGGAAGUGGUGUCUCUCCGAGCUUUCUGCAGAUGCAUCAGGAACUUUGUAUUUGGAUUCUUUUCCAAUAUCAGGUUUUUAGGUAAUUUUUAUUCCAUGUCUCAUUUAACUUUUCUUUCUCUUGCAGUUAAAACCAUAAAUGUAUCGACUAUGAGAUAAAUGACACGAUAUUUGCUAGGUUUGAAGUAAUAAUGACUUUAUUGUACAGAAGCUUUUUUUCUUCCUGGAAUUGAAAAAAGAAAUUAAAUGGUUGUAAAUUGUGUAGAAAAACAAACAAAAAGCCAUGAAUAUUGUGAAGCUUGUCAUUUUGUUUUGUGAUCACUGUGUAUUAUUGUGUAACUAAUGUGCAAAAUGUUUGGGAUCCCCCCCCCUUACACACACACACACCCACACACACACACACACCAACCCAUGCAGUCUACAUACUGUAGAUGCAUUUGCUGCUUUUGGACAAGUUAAAGUUUGCAGGGAAAUGUUCCCGGAUUCACAUCCCAGAGGCUUCAGACCGUCUGGGAACUGAGCUGAACAGGUUUUUGCAUGUUAAUGAUAAAUUGCUGCUCAGAUAUUCAACAGCCAAAGAUGAGUUCAGCAAACACAGAAGUCAGCUGACAUAUGACAUGUUUGGCUGGUAGAUCCUGAUCAUUGGUCAGCAAUUUCAGCGACCUGAUAUUAUCCAAAGUGAACUUUUCUGGUUCUUCCUGUUUUCAAAAAGAAAAUGGUGUUUCCUGGGAUGAAAAUUAGAUUUAAUCAAAACUCUGAUCACUACUGGCAACUAAACUUGGCAGCUGUGGCGGUCCUGAAUCCGGGAUCAUUUCUCCUGCUAUCUAGUAAUUCUUGUUUCUGAAGCAGGGAAAUGAAUCUCUAGUUAUGACCAGAGGACACGUGGAUAAAACGAGGCAGUGGACAAGCAGAAACAUGAUUAAAUCAACUGGAGACAAGUCAAAGACAUUUUUCUUUUGCUGACAUCAAUCCUGACCUUUUGCACAUACUUGAUAUUUAACUAUCUUCUAAAGUAAAGAAAAUAAUGCUGUUUGAAUACUGCCAGUUGAUUGACAAUUAUGCAUUGAUUGAAAAAAAUAAGCUAAUUUUGGAGGAAAUAACUUUGUAAUAUUUAUCUCUUGCGAGCUAUGUUUAAUAAAGGUUGAAACAAUUUG